AGCGAUAUGAGUGAACGAGGACGCGCAGAAACUUAGUGUUUCUUCAGUGCUCACGGGAUAUCCUUUAAACAGACAUGAAGGAUAUCUAAGGUAAAGGAAGCUGCCUGGGUCGUUCUCAUACUCACUUUGUCACAGUCGGCCUGAGUUCACGAUGGGGCUGCGCGUAUUUGGCGCGCCGCGUUACGCGUACGCGUGCAUCUGUGUGUGCGCGUUUGUUACCCUGCAAGUUGCCCAAUGUCAGACAAAUCCCGCCACGCAGCAAGGGAAUGAACGAAGAGCGGCUCUCCGGCAGACGCUCCAGUGGUCACACAACGGGAAUGUUUUUAGCAUUUUGAGCCACGGCUCGGAGUAUCAGCCCGCGCGGCGCAGAGGCGCGCCGCAGGAGCAAGUGCAGCCACGACCGCUCACCAUCAUCCGGGACGCGGCGGGGAGGAAUCAGGACGCCCGGAGCCAGCCGGUGGAGCAGCAGCAGCAGCAGCAGCAGCAGCCUCCCCGGCCUGCCUCCCAACCCCGGAGCAUCCCACAGCCGCUCCAGAGGCUCCUGAGGGGACACCAGCAUCACCACGAGCGCACGGAGACGCCGACGAGCCGACGCGCCAAUGACACCCAGGAAAAGGUCACCGUGAGCCCGCCUCUGCCCCGGAGAGAGGACAUGAUGGUCGGUGACGACCCCUACGACCCCUACAAAUCCAUCGACCACGAUAAUCCUUAUUACAAUCACUAUGACGUUUAUGAGAGGCCGAGACCGAGGGGGAGACCCGGAUAUGGCACGAGGUACCAUCAGUACGGCCUCCCUGAUCUUGUGCCGGACCCGUACUAUAUCCAAGCCUCAGCUUACGCUCAGAGAGUGCCAAUGUACAACUUGAGAUGUGCAGCUGAGGAGAACUGCUUGUCAAGCUCGGCCUACAGGUCGUCCGUCAGAGACUACGACACGCGCAUGCUGCUGAGGUUCCCCCAGAAAGUCAAGAACCAGGGGACCGCCGACUUCCUCCCCAGCAGGCCGCGCUACGCCUGGGAGUGGCACAGCUGUCACCAGCAUUUCCACAGCAUGGACGAGUUCAGCCACUACGACCUGCUGGAUCACACCACUCAGCGCUCGGUGGCAGAGGGCCACAAGGCCAGCUUCUGCCUGGAGGACACGUCCUGUGACUACGGAUAUUACCGGCGGUUUGCCUGCACCUCUCACACUCAGGGCCUGAGUCCGGGAUGUUAUGACACCUACAAUGCCGACAUCGACUGCCAGUGGAUCGACAUCACAGAUGUGAAGCCGGGACAUUACACCCUGAAGAUCAACGUGAAUCCUUACUAUCAAAUCGAGGAAUCAGAUUACACCAACAACAUCGUGCGCUGCGACGUUCGCUACACUGGCAGCUACGCCUAUGUCUCCGGUUGUCACAUGUCAACAUAUUAAGAAACAACAGCCACCCAGAGUGUCUCAGCUGGCAAGCAACAGAGAGGACUGCAUAUAAAAGACAACAAAAGAUAAAAAGAUUUAUCAAAACAUUCAUUCUUUGUAUUGUAAAUACUGCCAGGAUAAUGAAAUCGCAGCAUCUCAUAAUGCAGAACUUGUCUUUGCUUGCGUGGAAUAGUGCUUUCUUAUUUCCCUACUGAGAAGCAUAUUCUUUUCUCAGCUUUUCUCUUAAGUUUUUCUUCCUGUGUGAAUUUGUACUGUAAGCUUGCAUUUUAUACCUCGUGUAAAAUAAUUAAAGAAGUAAACCAAGCCAUGAAAAUUGGGAGCUUUGCAAAAUGAAAACAUAAGCCUGCUUACUCUGAUGAAUGAAAUCAGUCUCAAAUAUGUUUUUUUAUAUAUAUAUUUAUAAACUAUAGGUGGAACUCUUUACUCAAGAACUUUGGACAAAAACAUACUUGAAUAAAAUUUUGUGACAAGUGAGCUCUUUCAUCUUGUCUCACUGCUCCUC
Salarias fasciatus (jewelled blenny) is the source of this 1919-nucleotide messenger RNA. It is a transcript of the gene loxa, whose product is annotated as lysyl oxidase a. Gene Ontology annotation, biological process: peptidyl-lysine oxidation; collagen fibril organization. NCBI's taxonomy places the organism in Eukaryota, Metazoa, Chordata, Actinopteri, Blenniiformes, Blenniidae. Gene Ontology annotation, molecular function: copper ion binding; protein-lysine 6-oxidase activity. The record is from RefSeq and is a predicted model, not a curated record. The transcript has 7 exons. Bases 152 to 1411 code for a protein of 419 amino acids.